Exophiala mesophila is the source of this 2474-nucleotide messenger RNA. RefSeq lists its product as uncharacterized. Gene Ontology annotation, cellular component: cytoplasm. Gene Ontology annotation, molecular function: iron ion binding; inositol oxygenase activity. The transcript is spliced from 2 exons. The record is from RefSeq and is a predicted model, not a curated record. Gene Ontology annotation, biological process: inositol catabolic process. Bases 342 to 1304 code for a protein of 320 amino acids. Lineage: Eukaryota; Fungi; Ascomycota; Eurotiomycetes; Chaetothyriales; Herpotrichiellaceae.
CGGACAAUGCAAUGUAAGUCAACGGUUUGGGACAAUGUUUUCUCCUGCUUCUAGACUUUUACUGGUAUUGGUAUAUCUUUCCCUUUCCCUUCACCAACCCGAUGCAUGAUUUCAGAACCUGAGGGUUAUUGUGCAUGAUCUUAUCACCUCACUCUUGACCUCACCGUCAUUUGCGUCUAUCCUUCCUCUGUGUUUGGUCAAUCGAGCUCGCGUGGACUUGAUCCAUGUUCCCUCAACCUGGCUCCAUAAAUUUCGAGUACCUGGUUUACAAAACCCCCUCUUGCUCUCAGCUUUCGCUUCUUCCCACCUAGACUUUCCUCUGGCCAAUUCACUUUUUCAAAAUGGCCAGUGUUUUGGUCCAACAAGCCACUCAUCCGUCCUGCUUCAGGACAGAUCGUGACGGGCCAGGCUUCGAGGCCCUAUGUGAUGAUAUUGAGCGUACAGAUAUUCUGGUUGACCAGGCUUCUCGGCGUGGGGAUAUCAAGGAUGAAAACCACACUUCCCGUUUCGACGCCGACAAGGACAAGACAAAAUUUAGACAAUAUGACACUGCUAGCGACCGAGUCAAACGCUUCUACCUCGAACAACACACCAAGCAAACUGUCGCGUACAACUUGAAAGCUCGCGCUGACUUUCAUUACAAGACACGCGCUGAGAUGUCAAUUUGGGAGGCCAUUGAGCGCCUCGAUAGUCUGAUCGAUGAGUCUGAUCCCGAUACAGACUUGAGUCAGAUUCAACACCUGCUACAAUCCGCUGAAGCCAUGCGACGUGAUGGCUGCCCCAGAUGGAUGCAAGUAACAGGUCUCAUCCAUGACCUUGGGAAGCUGCUCUUCUUUUUCGAUGCUCAGGGCCAGUGGGAUGUUGUUGGUGACACUUUCGUCGUCGGCUGUGCCUUUGACGACAAAAUCAUUUAUGGCAAAAAUUCCUUUUCUGCCAAUCCUGAUGUCCAUAAUCCCGUGUACAGUACCGAAAAUGGCAUCUACCAUCCUGGAUGCGGCUUGGAAAACGUCAUGAUCUCCUGGGGCCAUGAUGAGUAUCUCUACCACGUCGUCAAGGAUCAAUCGAUUCUACCUCCCGAGGCUCUGGCAAUGAUCAGAUAUCACAGCUUCUAUCCGUGGCAUCAACAAGGGGCCUACCGCAAAUUCAUGAACGAGGACGAUGAGAAAAUGCUCAAAGCUGUCAAGUGGUUCAACCCUUACGACCUUUAUAGCAAAAGCGAUGAUAAGCCCUGUGUGGAAAAGCUCAAGCCAUACUACAUGGAACUUAUCGACGAGUUCUUCCCGAACAAAGUUAUCAAGUGGUAGACUGACCCCUGACGACUGCACGGCCUUAACGCUCUCCUUGAACCUGUUUGUAUCCCAUGGAGGAAUCGUCUCGUUCCGCUCAAACAUGAUAGAUGGGUAAAUUGAAAACUAUGGAAGCGGCAUAUUUGUGUUGGAAUGUCUUCACGAAUCAAAUAAAUGCGCAGGAUGUGGCGGUACUCGACAUUUGCAAAUGCUAGGAUCCAGUCAUUACUUGCUACUACAAGUUGCGCAACUGGCCAAUCGGUCGGGUCCAGUUGCAAGGGCACAUCGAAACAGCAGAGAAUUGCUCAAUCUGGUAUCUCGCUUCGUGGUGGCUUUAGUUGUCCGGGGUGGAUCUGGUGACGGCUUGUCGUCGAUACCCAUGUCAUCAUCUUGUCCCUUUUCAGCCCUCUUGCAGGGUUCUGGGCGUAAAGGACUUUGCAUGCAUUAACAGAGUACAAAGGGAAGUCUGCACGAGUUAGCCUAUCUAGCAUAUCAAGGAGGAAGCGGCUUCUCUAACCACCAUGAUCCUAUGCCGCAAGGUCAAAACGACUCACCGAUAGUCGAUAAUCGCAAAGCCCUACAUAAGCCGAAUAUGCACGUCCGCAGGGGCAUGAAGCCGUCCAGACCAGAAACAGGUACUUAUGCAAGCAAGACGUUCAUGUCCUCGCCAGGGAAGGAGAACCCUUGACGUUCCGCCCCAAUCAGGGUCCAGAGGAAGUUUUCUCUGUUCCGCCACAGUGAUCACAGCACAGUAAUGGCGCCCCGGGACGGGACGUGUGCAUCGAUGCACAUAUAUACAUGGGCUAAGAUUUGAAAUAAAGUGGUACACUCGAGGGAGUCUAUGCAGCAAACUUGAAGAUGAAGUUUACGCACUAGCGACGAUGAGGAUGAGGAUAAGGAUGAGAAGGGUAAGAAGGGGAACGGAAAGAUGAGGUUUCCAUCGAGAAUUCAGGUAGGUACUAACUGUACAUAUUAACCAUUCUGUAGGUAGUUUCCACCCUCGUCAAUAAUACUAGGUAGGUACCUUCCAUCCAUCCAGUCCCUCCUUUUGUUCUCACACGCAAAAUGCCAUCCUUUCGAUGUCUAACUACUGUCUUCAUGUUACACAAUACCCCGGCGCGGUCCGUGCGGUUACAGGCUGCAGGUGGCAGGUUGCAGGUUGCAGUAGUGGAACAAUGAACAUGUGAA